Mya arenaria is the source of this 669-nucleotide messenger RNA. RefSeq names its product mammalian ependymin-related protein 1-like. Gene Ontology annotation, cellular component: lysosome; extracellular region. The transcript has 6 exons. Gene Ontology annotation, biological process: cell-matrix adhesion. Gene Ontology annotation, molecular function: calcium ion binding. The record is from RefSeq and is a predicted model, not a curated record. The coding region runs from base 17 to 607 and encodes 196 amino acids. Lineage: Eukaryota; Metazoa; Mollusca; Bivalvia; Myida; Myidae.
UAAGAUACACGGAGCCAUGUUUUUCGCCCUCCUGGUUUUCACCCUAGCCGCCGUCAGCUGGGCACAGGUGCCAACACCCUGUCAGUCGCCGAAGCAGUUUGAAUGCAGGCGAUUUAAGACUGACCGUUACAAGGAGUUUGCGGAGUACGAAGGCUACGCGUAUGACGAGACGAACAAACGCACGCGCAGUAUCGAGGAGAUCGAAGCUGGCCGCGAGCGUGAAAUCUAUGACAUCCUUCGCCUCUACAACAGUAAUCAAGAAUACAGGGUAAACCUGCGAACAAAGCAAUGUAACAUGACGACGAUCGAUCACCCGUUCCGCAUGAAGGGCGUACCCCCUGGAUCAAAGUUCCUGUUUGAGAGCGUGUUAGGGGCCGCCGGAAUCCCCGGGGAAUUCAUCACGGCACAAACUUUUUCCGGAGCAUUCGAGGACGGUGCGCAGUACGUGGUCACCGUGACGACCCCGGACUGUGUGCCUAUCAUCUUCAACAUCGAGAGCAACAAGACAGACGAGCACUAUGAAGACCGAUUCUUCGACCUGAAGCUUGGAAUCGCAGAUCCGGAUGCGUUCUUGCCGCCCAGCGAGUGUUCGAAGGAGGACAUAUAAACAGGAUCAGUCCAUUUAGUGUGCUUGAUUAUAAUUAUAAUAAAGCCUACAUUAUACACUUG